AAGGAAUAUUGGAAAUGGAGAAAUGGGGAGGGGAGAUCAAAUCAGAGGAGUUGUGGGGUCACUUAGUCAAUGCCCUUCUCCUCCUUUUGCUUUCCAGUUUCAACUUUGAAAGUUUUCUCUUUCAGGACUCAUCAGUAAUGCAGUAUGCUUUGGUAGGUAGGCAAAAAUAAAACUGCGUGUUUUUGCCACCUUUCAACAACCACUCAAGAGUCAAGACCGCCUGCAACAAUGCAUGGUAGGAACUUGACCACUAGCAUUAUAGUGUAUAUAUACAUAUCUAUGUAUAUAUAUAUAUAUAUGUAUAAAAUUAAACUAAUGGAUAAAGAUCCCUCCUUGUUUUUUUCAGCUUAACAUGGUCGUUAUGCUUUGCUAAUUGCUACUCUACUGCGCCCCAACUCCUUUCUUCAUACUUCAUACCCAUUACCCACUCCCACCGCCAUUGCUUCUGGCCUCCAAAAACCCCAUUUUGCUUCCAUCUCAUCGGCAAAAGGAGGAGGAAGUGAGCUAGGAAACUCCUUCGCCAACUACCUACCAUUUGAUUUGGGUAUGUUUGCAUCUCUUUCUUUUCUCCUCUUUUUCUUUUCUUGCUUGUUUGGGUCGUAUUUUUGUUUAUCCUGCAAAAAGUUCUAAACUUUAUGCAGAAUUAUCUGUGUUCUUGUAUCCUACUAAAUUUCUUUUUGAUUGUUGAAUUUCGCCGCCUCUGCCUCCUCUGCCCCUAGCUUCUUGUUCUUUUGCUUUGCUCUCUUCCCUCCAAUUUUCAUUGACAUGGUAGUGAUGGUGGGUAUGCCUGUCAACAUCUUCUUCUUCUUCCAUUUAUUACUGUGCUUCUCUGCAUCCAGUGUUGUUGCUGUGUCUUCCUCGUUGAAUUCAGAUGGGAAAACUCUGUUGUCCCUGCUCAGUCAUUGGAGCGUGGUUCCCAUUUCCCUCCAAUCCACCUGGAAUGCUUCUCAUUCUAACCCUUGCUCCUGGCCUGGUGUUCAAUGUGACAACACCACAUCUUUCGUGGUUGUUUUGGACCUCUCUAACUAUGGCAUUUCUGGUCAAUUGGGUCCUGAGAUUGGUAACUUGACACACUUGACUAACCUUUUAUUACCCAACAAUAGUUUCUUUGGUCCUCUUCCUCCUCAACUAGGAAACUGUCAUCUUCUUUUAGAAUUGGAUCUUUCCACCAAUAGCUUCACCGGUCCAUUGCCUCUGAGCAUUGGCAACUUGCAGAAUUUGCAAUACUUGGCGUUACAUGAGAAUCAUUUUAAUGGUACCAUUCCGGAAUCCUUGUUUUGGAUCCCUAAUCUCCAAACCAUCUACCUCCAGAGUAACAGACUGACUGGCGCCAUCCCCUCAAAUGUUGGUAACCUAACUGCAGUUGUGUAUCUCUGGUUGUAUGAUAAUCAGUUGUCGGGGAUCAUUCCUCCUUCCAUAGGAAACUGUACUUCCUUGGAAGACCUUUACUUGAACAGCAACCGUUUGGUUGGAUCACUUCCUGAGAGUUUCGAUAAGCUUGAGCACCUGGCUUACUUUGAUGUUAGCAGCAACAUGUUGGAGGGAAGUAUCCCUUUUGUUUCCGGACACUGCAAAAAGAUGAAUACCUUGGUUUUGUCCGACAACCGGUUCAGUGGAAGUGUUCCAUCUGCAUUGGGGAAUUGCAGCAGUUUAACAACAUUUUCUGCGAUUAAUUGUGCUUUGACUGGCCCCAUUCCUUCCUCUUUCGGCCAGCUAAGUAAGCUGCAAAGCCUUUAUCUGUCUAACAACCAUUUGUCAGGAAAUAUCCCCCGAGAGCUGGGACAAUGCAAGUUCUUGGAAGAUCUAAGAAUCGAUACAAAUGAACUUGAAGGCCAAAUCCCGGAUGAGCUAGGGAUGCUUGGCAAGCUGAAGGACCUUUUUCUCUUUACUAAUCAUUUGAGUGGCGAAAUCCCGGGGAGCAUAUGGAAGAUUCACGGCCUUGAGAAUCUGCAGGUUUAUCAAAACAAUCUUUCUGGAGGACUUCCUGUGGAGAUCACACAACUAAAGCAUUUAAGGAAUGUAUCUUUGUACGAAAACAAAUUCACAGGAAUUUUGCCCCAAGGUUUGGGAGUCGACAGCAGUUUAGAAGUAGUGGAUUUCACUGAUAACCAGUUCACAGGAGAAAUUCCUCCCAAUCUUUGCCUUGGAAAUCAGUUGAGGAUUCUGAACUUGGGACAGAACAAUUUUCAAGGUGGCAUUCCUCCUAGUGUUGGUGGUUGUUCUAAUCUCACAAGACUGAUUCUGAAACGGAAUCAACUGACGGGUGCCAUUCCUGACUUUGUAGAAAACUCCCACCUUAGUUUCAUGGAUCUUAGUGGUAAUAACUUCACUGGUGCAUUGCCUUCAAGUCUUGGCAGCCUCGUGAAUAUUGCCUUCGUUGACUUCUCAAUGAAUAGGCUAUCAGGCCCUAUACCUUCCGAGAUGGGAAGCCUUAUGCAACUUCAGAAGUUAAACUUAUCUCAUAACAAUUUGGAAGGCGAGCUGCCACCGCAGCUAGCUAACUGCAACAAACUAUCGCUGCUUGAUGUCAGCAAGAACUCAUUGAGGGGCUCAAUCCCGGAUAGUUUAAGCAGGUUGACAGAGUUGACCACCUUGGAUCUAAGUGAUAACAGUUUGUCGGGUGGUAUCCCAGCAUUUUUGUUUGAGCUGUACAAGCUCUCAAAUCUGCAGCUUGGAGGAAAUUUCAUUGGUGGGGGUAUUCCAUCAUCAAUUGGUACAGCAACCGGCGUUGAACAGAGUUUGAGGUCAUUGAAUCUUAGCAGGAACAGAUUGACCGGCCAAGUUCCUGCAGAUUUUGGAAGGUUAACUAUGCUGGAGAUGCUUGAUUUGUCUUCCAACCAUCUAUCCGGAAGCUUAAGAGCCCUUGGUGACAUCCAUUCAUUGGUGUUCAUCAAUGUUUCCAAGAAUCUUUUUUCCGGUCCAAUCCCAGAAACAUUGCUGAAGUUCCUCAACUCAUCUUCUAAUUCAUUGGAUCAAAAUGCAGGUCUUUGCGUGGAUUGUUUUAGUAUUCUUGACUCUAAUCAUUGCAGAGAAGUGAUAGCUCAGGUGAGCUUGAGGCCUUGCACUCUUCAAUCUAACAACAAGAAAAGAGGUCGACUCAACAAAGUAGAAAUCACUAUGAUAGCACUCGGUUCGUUGUUGCUUUUAGCUCUUGCACUUUCUGCCCCCGCCUUCGUGUAUCUCUGGGGGCGGGCAGAUUUGAAACGAGAACAGAACUCAAUUGCUGCUAAAGAGGGUGGAUCUUCCUUGCUCAAUGCAAUAAUGGCAGCCACAGAAAACCUGAAUGACAAGUUCAUCAUUGGGCAGGGCGCCCAUGGAGUGGUAUACAAGGCUGCGUUACUGAACUCGAACAAAGUGUAUGCUGUGAAGAAAAUUGUCUCUCCUGGGCUGCUUAAGAAUGUGAACAAAAGUAUGAUCCGCGAAAUUCAGACAAUCGGGACAGUAAGGCACCGGAAUCUCGUCAAACUCGAGGGAUUCUGGUUCAGAAAAGACUACGGCUUGAUUCUGUAUAACUUCAUGAAGAACGGGAGCCUCCAUGAUGCUCUUCAUGGUGAUCCACCGAGGUCCUUAGAGUGGAAAAUUCGGUACAAGAUUGCGCUUGGCACUGCCCAAGGAUUAUCAUAUCUGCAUUUUGACUGUGAACCUGCAAUUGUGCAUCGGGACAUAAAGCCAACUAAUAUUUUACUGGACUCUGAUAUGGAACCUCAUAUAUCAGAUUUUGGCAUUGCCAAACUUCUUGAAGGUUCCUCAUCUACUGGUUCAUUAUCAUCCAGCACGGUACCUGGAACUAUCGGAUACAUUGCCCCAGAAAAUGCAUUUACAACGAGGAGAAGCAGGGAGUCAGAUGUGUACAGCUACGGGGUUGUUCUGUUGGAGCUGAUAACACGAAAGAAGCCGUCAGAUUCAUCAUUGGCUAACAGGGAGCAGGACAUUGUGAGCUGGGUUCAAUCUGUUUGGAAUGAAACAGGUGGAGAAGUCAAGUACAUUGUGGAUGAAAGCCUGGUGGAUGAACUGAUCGAUUCAAGUGUGAUGGAGCAGGUAAGUAAAGUGGUUGAAGCGGCUCUGAGAUGCACAGACAAGGAAUGGAGCAAAAGGCCCUCCAUGCGAGAGGUGGAGAAGCUGUUGAUGGCAUCCUGGGGGGACAGUGGAAGUAGCAAAUCGAAAAGCUAUUAUUGAUUGCCUUCUCCUCCAGUAGGUAGGCGGAGGAAACAGCAAAUCUAAGUAGAUGGUGUGGCAUUGUUGUCAUCACUUGUUUCCUUAAGAAUAGUUUGACAUGUAAAUAUACAUAUAUUUAUAAAUCACUUGGGGAGGUUUAAUGGUUUUCUUUGUAUCUGACUACAAAUCACUACUUUACUUUAAAUGAUCCCUCCUAGCAAUGAGCACAAACAUUCUAUUGCUCAUUACAUUUUCUUCUCUUCUUUAACUUAGGCCUUACUUAUACUCACUCUGUCUCGAAAUUAUUGUUCAGUUUGAAUUUUCACUUUUGGUUCAAUUUGUAUUAAAACUAAAAAUUCAAACCUGGAUUUCACUCUCUCUGUUCCGAAAUUAUUUUUCAG
Oldenlandia corymbosa var. corymbosa is the source of this 4556-nucleotide messenger RNA. NCBI's taxonomy places the organism in Eukaryota, Viridiplantae, Streptophyta, Magnoliopsida, Gentianales, Rubiaceae. The record is from the annotation of a GenBank genome assembly.